AAUGCAUGCCUAGAUUCAUUCGUGUAAGUUCUAGUAAAGCACUUGCACACCUUCCUUCAUUAUUGAUGAUUGUUAGUCCUCCAUAUACAAAUACUUGUACAUACGUACCUUAAUGACAGCUCAGUUAUUUGCCACGAGUAAAAGUUUGUUUGUGUUUAGUCUUAUUUUGAAGAGAGGAGACGAAGGUGGGUAUUUAACAAAGCUACUGCCAAUAACUGCAAUUGAACAGUAAACCUUUAAAUAUUUGGCUAACUCGACGACUUAAUCAGGAUCUGGCUUGCUACAUUGGUGCACAUGAUCCUCAUUCAUAAAACGGUUUCACUAGUUCCGUGAAACAUGCAAGUAUUUGCACUCCAUUAGGACAAAUGCAGUUUGUUUUUAAAUAAGUAAAGUUGAAAGGGAGGCUUAAUGAUACAUAUAUUUGACUAAAUAUUUUGUGAAAUUGAGUACGUUGCAGCCCAUAGCUUAAAGUAAUUAGCUUUUGUUUGAAAGUUUGAGAGGUAUUUCUUGAAGAAUUCUCUGUGAAGCGAGAAUGGGAGACGCUUACCGGUCCAAAAGCACAUUUGAUGCAGAUCUAUUCUGCAGUGUCGCUGGUCAUAAGAUGACAAUUUGUAGGAGUGAAGGUAACAAAGGCGAUGAUAUCGGGGUAGUAAAUAGUCUACCAGCUAUUGAAGUAAGGAAUGCGCACAAAUCCUUUGGGAGCAAGAUUCACGUUCUACAGAAUCUCAACUUGAAAGUUGAGACCGGAUCCAUAUACAGCUUGUUAGGGUCAUCCGGAUGCGGGAAAACGACCGUGUUAUCCUGCAUCGUUGGUCUUCAAAAGUUAGACAGAGGACACAUAAACGUGUUUGGAGAACCACCAGGGUCUGGGUGUGGUGUUCCUGGACCCCAAGUUGGAUACAUGCCUCAAGAAAUAUCUCUCUACAAUGAGUUUAGCAUUGAGGAAUCUCUCAACUAUUACGGGAGGUUGUAUGGGAUGUCGUCUGCAAAUAUGAAGGACUCCAUGGAGUCCAUAUUAAGACUGCUGGAGCUGCCUUGUGCGUCUCGUAGAAUAUGCACGCUCAGUGGCGGGCAAAGACGUCGAGUAUCAUUUGCAAUAGCUGUUAUCCAUCGUCCGCCCCUCCUAAUACUCGAUGAGCCCACCGUCGGUGUGGAUCCUUUAUUGAGAGAGAGUAUUUGGUCAUUUUUGAGACAACUCGUAUCAAUGCAAAGGACAUCGGUUUUAAUUACGACGCAUUACAUACAAGAGGCAAAUUAUUCAACGACGAUUGGAGUCAUGCGCAGUGGUCGGCUUCUUGUCGAAGCUUCUCCUCAAGAUCUUAUGGCGCAAUUCAAGCUCCCAUUAUUGGAACAAAUUGUGUUAACCCUGUGUCAAAAUGAUGCAAAGUCCACACCUGAGCAAUGUCACAAAAAUCUGAAAAGAGUUGGAAUGAAUUCUUCGUGUGAAGACAUAGAGAACCCCAAGGAACAUCAUGUCAGCCUGCAGAAGUACACUCGGGGCAUCAACUAUUAUUCCAAUAUUUUCAGUAUUGGAGGAGGAAAAAGCAUGACUCUCAAGGAUGGAAUGGGGUUUGCCCGAAAAUGUGACAAGGAAUCAAAUUCUAAAUCAAGUUGUGACUCGAGCUUACAAGAUAUCGGGAAGAACAGAGGAGAUGCUGAUCUUUGUUGCAGGGACGCUGUCUCAUCUAUUAAUCGAAUCAAAGCGUUGACCAUUAAAAAUUUUGUAGUACUACUUCGCAGCGUUCCUUCUGUUCAUUUUGUGGUCCCAGCAAUUCAAAUUGUGUUGAUCUGCCUUGCAAUCGGUCCGGAUCCCAAAAAAUUAGGCUUUGGAGUAAUUAACGAAGAGAUGAUUGCCAAUGGCUUUCCUACUGACGCGCCAUGCGUUCCGAAUCCUGGUUGUGGUGUGGCCCUGAGUUGUCGAUACUUAUCAAUGCUGCCAAAUGAGUCCUUGCACCUUAAAUCCUACACGAAUGUGAGUGACGCAUUGGAAGACAUUCGAAUGGGAACCAUAUGGGGCUACCUGCAAUUUCCUAAAAACUUUUCGGCUUAUCUUAUUGACCGUGGCGGAAAUCCAGCCUUUGCAUUAGAUGAAACUUACGACGGGAGCAGAAUUACGUUUGAAAUGGACAUGUCAAAUCAACAAAUUGGUCAUAACUUGAAAAGGAUUUUUAUUGAAGCAUUUUACACAUUCAUCGUUCAAGUGACCUUAGACUGUAAUCUUAAUCCGCGCCAAGUUGAGCUACCGUUGAAUUUUAAAACUCCAAUAUAUGGUUCUGAUGGGACAAGUUUCAGCGAAUUUUUGGCUCCAAGCGUUUUUCUGGGAUUGCUUUUCUUCUUCCCACUCUGCUCCAGCGGAAUUGCUUACAUUUCUGAAAAAAAAUCAGGGACAUUAUUCCGCUCCUUAGUGGCCGGAGUUACGACGGGGGAAAUUAUGGUGGCGUUCUUGAUCUCACAAAUCGCAGUCCUCAUGACUCAAUCCGGAUUAGCAUUUCUCAUUCUGAACGUGGUCUUCAAAAUCCCGAUACUCGGAUCUGUCCCUCUUGGCCUCUCCUUGGCAGUCUUAGUCGGGGUUGGAGGAAUGUCCAUGGGAUUUCUAAUUUCUGUAAUUUGUCAAGAAGAGAUUCAGGCUGUUUUACUUGCCAUAGGAUUUUUCUUCCCAAACUUUUUGUUGGCAGGCAUGGUUUGGCCGAUUCAAGGCAUGCCGAUUGUUCUACAAUACAUUGCAUAUUUAUUACCCUGUACCCUUGCUUGCGAAUCAAUGAGGUCGAUAGUCUCUCGUGGGUGGAGUUUUACACAUCCCUCUGUUUUUCCUGGGUUUAUCUCUACCGGUGGAUGGAUUUUAAUUUAUUGGAUAUUGACUAUUUUAUUACAACAUUUCAAAGCCAAAAAAUAAAAAUAAAUAAAUAUGUGAAUAGAGUAAAAA
This is a messenger RNA of Folsomia candida, 2923 nucleotides long. Its product is annotated as ABC transporter G family member 20. Lineage: Eukaryota; Metazoa; Arthropoda; Collembola; Entomobryomorpha; Isotomidae. Bases 533 to 2893 code for a protein of 786 amino acids. The record is from RefSeq and is a predicted model, not a curated record. The transcript is spliced from 18 exons. Gene Ontology annotation, cellular component: membrane. Gene Ontology annotation, molecular function: ATP binding; ATP hydrolysis activity; ABC-type transporter activity.